GUGACGGUGGCGGCGCGAUGACGUCACGCGCGUUGCCACGGAAACGCACCGGAAGUACGGCUGCAAAAUAAAUGCCCGGGCAGCGGCAAACGGUGGCGACGGCGGCGGCGGCGGCAGAAGAAGGAGGUCUUCGGGGGACGUAAGAGAUAACAAACGAUGGCGAAUGUGUUGAUGGAAGAGGAGGAAGAAGAAGAGGAAGUGCUAGAGGACUGUGAACCCUGCGUCGCUGUGCGCUUGGUCUCGGCUGCCGCCUGGCAUGUGCUCCACAAGCGCCAGGUCUACAAUUACCCUCGGGUGCUGGCGCUGCUGGAAACCAUUGGGGAAGCCGCCCCGGAUUUGGUGCACUUCCGGCACCUGGCUAAGAUCCGCCUGGGCCUGCAGGCGAAGGUGAUCAUGACCAUGCUUCAGGAGGAGCAACCCCACGGGAAAAUCUACGAUGCUAUAGACACCUACUUUCCAGAGAACACCCCUCUGUCCCAUCCCAAAGCUACUGCUGAAGACUUAGAGCUUGUGCAGGCAGCUCAGGAGAAUUUCCGGGAUCUGGUGUUGGGGUUGCUAAGCGACCGCAGGCAACAGGACAAGUAUGUGCAGGAGCACCUAGAAAACGAUUAUGGGGAAGUCUUUUCACGUGUGGUGGAAGAGCUCUUCUGUGAUUACCUGUGGCAGCUAGAAAGCACCUUGCCUGAGCCCAACUUCCAGCAGCUAUUGGAAGCCGCUUGUUUCCGAGGGCCCAGCCAGCCCCCUCAGCCAGAUUCCAACAUCCUCUCCAGCUACUUCACUGCCAUGGGAUACCAGAUCAUAGAAUGUCCCCCACAUCCAUCAUCUUCCAGACAGUCAAUCCCUCUGCUCCACAGUGAUGGUAAGAAGGAACAGCCUCAAGCGCCUGAGUCCUGUAAGGCCCAACCAAGCCUGGGCAGGUCCAAAACAAGGCAGAGUUGCCCCCCACGUGCUGAAGAAGGGGAUUUCCAUGGGCAUCAUUCGGACAGCCAAGAAACAGAUGAAAGUGGGGACAUGGUGCUGGCUUCAAGUAGCGAGGAAAGUUCUCCUUUAAGAAAGGGUGAAUAUCAGUGCACCCGGCACAACGCCCUUAUUCCCACAUUCCAGGAGCACCUUAGGAGCCGGUGUGUUAAGUGCCUGGAUUCUAACCUCUCCUAAAAUCUGACCGCCUUCUCAUCUUCAUUUCUACAACACACAUAUACAGUAUAUCCAGCUCCUGCAAGUUACUUUAAAGGUUUAUUUAAUAAAUAUGGUCAACCCUUCCACUUGA
Sceloporus undulatus (fence lizard) is the source of this 1267-nucleotide messenger RNA. It is a transcript of the gene TINF2, whose product is annotated as TERF1 interacting nuclear factor 2. Gene Ontology annotation, cellular component: shelterin complex. Gene Ontology annotation, molecular function: telomeric repeat DNA binding. Bases 157 to 1155 code for a protein of 332 amino acids. Lineage: Eukaryota; Metazoa; Chordata; Lepidosauria; Squamata; Phrynosomatidae. The transcript has 11 exons. Gene Ontology annotation, biological process: telomere capping; regulation of telomere maintenance via telomere lengthening. The record is from RefSeq and is a predicted model, not a curated record.